Messenger RNA from Hermetia illucens (black soldier fly), 6631 nucleotides. Its product is annotated as regulator of G-protein signaling 9. The coding region runs from base 1325 to 4606 and encodes 1093 amino acids. The record is from RefSeq and is a predicted model, not a curated record. The transcript has 11 exons. Lineage: Eukaryota; Metazoa; Arthropoda; Insecta; Diptera; Stratiomyidae. Gene Ontology annotation, biological process: regulation of G protein-coupled receptor signaling pathway; G protein-coupled receptor signaling pathway; intracellular signal transduction.
UUCCAACUGCUCCAACAAUAAUAAUUGUGGACAAGCGCCUUUUCGACUUGAGCAAAUUUUCCAGACAAGACCCAGUUCAGAGGAGUCUGCUGGCGAAUUUACUUCGGGGUCCCCGGUUCGCGUGAGACCCAAUUUUUCGUUUUGGACAAGAAAAUUUUCUUUUUUAAGAAAAUUUCCUUUGUGGCAGUUUCUUUUCAAGGUGGAAAUUCUGUGUGUUCAGCUUCCAAGUCCUUGGAGCAAAAGGUCUGAAAAGUUAAAGUUUAGCUGAAUUUUUAAGGAUCGAGUUUUCCUAUGAAUUUGGGCUCCGGGUAACAUUUGCAAGGACACGGUCGUGAGGCUUGUACAAGUGUUCAUUUGUAAAUGCGUAUCUUGUUGUUGUUUUCCCGGAAAAGGUUCCUUAAUUCCGGAGCGAAGUCUGUCUCGAUGGUUGCAUUCUUCUUAGUGUGACUGGCAUAUUAGAGGCUUGCAGGAAUCUUCCUUUCAACCAGUCAAAUUAUUCUACGUCAAAACUGUUGAAAAGUCUUUUUUUUCCGUUUUGCAACGAUGCUUCCCCAAAGUUGUUGUUUUUGGGGAGCGGCUGGCAAAUAGAACGGACGAGUCGGGAGAAAGUUUGUGUGUGUGUUGCUUACAUGGUGGUAUCAAUGUGACCAUUUCGCAAGAAAGUGAGUCAGCAGGAACCUCUGCUCGUCGUCGCAGUUGAACGUUUUUUCGGAUAAUUCUAAUUGAAUUUUGAAUUUAGAAGAUUACAUCGGAAAUUUUUGUGUAAUUUUUAAUUUUAUCAAGCUUUAAUCUGUUGGCAGUAUCACGGGUAAACGGAAAGUUCUGAGAGUGUUCGUGUUGGAAAGAGUUUCCAGUGGCCGCGGCUCAGUGUGGAUCCGGUCGUUUGGUUCGCCAAGUGGUGAUUUAGACGAAAAGUGCCUCGCGUACUGACCGCCAAGACGUGACCCAUUUAAAAGGCAGUUCAUCUCAAAGCUAGUCACGGUGGAUGGUGUGAAAAUAAAAGGCCUCGGAUAUAAAAGCCACUGGAUUGACUGAAUCGCAUGUGGGAGUGACGUCGAGAUGGGCCAGGGGCUCGAACCGAAACGAACAGAUAUCCCUCUGUACCGGUCGCAGCCCCAGCUACCGUCUCAUUUCUUCAUCUUCGAGCAAUCGAAGAGAAAAAAAUUGUUGACUUGGUUUUCUACAACGAGAAGGAAUUUUGAAGAAAUGAAGACUAUGAAUAUUUAUAAAAUCAAAAACAUAAUAAUGGAGUUCGGUUAGGUUAUAUUAUAAAAUUGUUCGUGCCUAUUCAGGCACAUUAAUUUACUGUUCUGUCCCGGUGGCCAUGGAGCCGCCUGGCGGGAUUCCGCCAGACAGAGAUAAAUUUCCUGUAGUCCAUCAGCAACCAAACGCGACUACGUCAACACCUCAACACGUGGCACAACAGCCACCGCACCAUCAUCAACAGCACCAUCACCAGCCGCAGCAGCAACACCAGCAACUACAGCAGCACCCGGCAUCGCAUCAACAAUUACACCAUCACUAUCAACACCAGCCACAGCAGCAGAAUUCAUCGUUGAUUGGCGUAUCAACAGCAGCAGGCCAACAGGCACUCGAGCGACUUUCCAGACCGAUGGCAUUUGAUAAGAUGGAAGCCUUGGUUCGUGAAAUGCAAGACCCGGAGAAUGGGGUGCCAGUCCGGCAGCAGAAAAUGUUCUUAACAUCAAUUCCCUACGCUUUUAUGGGUAAGUUGUUCAGCAAGUGGAUUCCAAGAAGGGCCUCAUUAUUGCCUCCUUUCACAGGUUAUGAUUUAAUAGAAUGGCUCAUGGAUCGUCUGUCUAUCGAAGAGUCCGAAGCGCUCAGUAUAGCUAAUCAAUUGUGUUUGCAUGGCUACUUCUUUCCCGUGAACGAUACUAAAACUCUUACUGUCAAGGACGACUCCUCGCUCUAUCGCUUCCAGACACCUUAUUAUUGGCCCUGGCAACAUAAGGCACCUGACAAUGUUGAAUACGCAAUCUACUUAGCGAAACGUUCUCUACGAAAUAAACAACGACAUGGGCUCGAGGACUACGAAAGCGACGCCUUGGCCAGUCUGCACAAAAAUCUUAAAGGCAAAUGGGAUUUCAUCUCAAUGCAAGCCGAAGAGCAGGUGAGGCUGGCCAAGGAGAGAAAGAAGGGCGACAAGAUUGUUGGUGAUUCUCAGGAACGAGCCUACUGGCGUGUACACCGUCCACCACCCAACCAAUUUACACCCCUCGAACCAUGUCCUGUUCCGUCACGUGAUCGUCAAGGGAUUAAGCCCAAGAAACGUACCGUCGAGGAUUGGCAACGUGAAGUUGACUACUUGAAAAAAUCAUUGGCUCGUACCCGAAUGAAAAUGUCACAAGCCUGCGAGAGCCUUUGUAACUAUUGGGAAACCUUCUCCGAAUAUGAUUUCUUCCUUCAUCCAGCAUUGCCAUCGAAUCCUUGGGUUUCCGAGGACACGACAUUCUGGCAAUUGAAUAGUGCCAUUGUUGAUUUGCCAACAGAGAAACGGAUUAAAAGAUGGGCAAUUUCAAUUGAGGAGCUCGUAUCCGACCCAACGGGAAUACAAGAGUUUACGACGUUUUUAGAGAAGGAAUAUUCACAUGAGAAUAUUAGAUUUUGGAUUGCGGUUAAUAGGCUCAGACGGAGUGCACAUUCACAAGUGGCGAAAAAAGUUAAUGAGAUUUAUGAGGAAUUCUUGAAACCAGGAGCACCAUGCGAGAUCAACAUCGAUGGGAAAACAAUGGAAAUUGUUCAGCGUGGUCUCAAGAAUCCUUCACGUUUCACAUUCGAUGCGGCUGCCGAGCAUAUUUACAUGUUACUUCUUAAAAAGGAUUGUUAUCCACGAUUCAUUCGUUCCGACCACUACAAGUCCCUUCUUGAACGUGGCAUUCAGCCAGCCCACAAAAAGCGUUUCUUCGGUUUUGGUGGGGUAGCGAAAAAGAAGAGUUCCACCGCGGCUCCACCAAAUCCGGCAUUACUUGCACAAACACCAGGAAUUGCAAGCGUUCCCCAACCGGGUACUCUGUCCCGAAGACGAGGAAGCGAUCGAAGUUUAACAGGAUCCGCCCAUGAACUAGCCAUUACCAGUGUUAAGGAGGUAUCCAGUAAAGUGCCACAUUCUCAUAGCCAGAAUAAUUUGAAUGAAACACAAUACAGUGUAACCGUAUACAGGGGCGACAUGCCGACAGAAGGGUUGACUAUGGAUGUCGACAUGAGAGAGCCAUCCACAUCUGGAAGAGAUGAUGCACUCGCUCAAAAAUACAUUCAGACAAUUAACAGGGAACCACCACCGGUUGGAAUGAAAGCGGCUCGCACUGAACGACUUGAGUCUACAAGUGAUGCUGGAGCUUGCGCCGUGUGUCCUUGGGAUGUACCACAAUCAUCCGUUGAAAGUGCAGUCAUGCUGUCCGUUUGUCCUUGGGACGAGACUCAACCUACGAAACAGCCGGUUGAACCAAAGAAUGCCAACAGCGACAUAACUGAGGUAUCAGAACGAAUGCGUCGAUCCUGUGGUCUCAGGCAAAACACUGUCGAUAGUGAUUACAGUUCGAAACGUUUAACACCUCAUGUUACCGAACAAAGACGUGCUUCCAUGACAAUGGCUCCUAGAAUAUCAGAGUUCCAAUUCGCUCGGCAAUCCUUGACAUCAACAACUCCAUCGCCUACAGCCUUUCCGCUUCCCGGGGAACGAUCUCCUCUGCAACAUCAACCUGCUUCGAAAAAAUCCAGCAUCGAAAUGCAGGAGGAGAGUAACAGCAUGGUGAUCAGUGAAGAGCCUGUAGUUUUGCCAGUGUCAAGUGAAACUUGUGAUGAAUCAAUAUCCGGUGCACCCCCAACAAUUGUUGAAGUUGAAGAUGUGGAAAAGUGCGCGUCAAGUGAAGAUAUUAAGUUCAAAGAGCUCACAUCACGAAACGAGGGAACUACCGAUGAGAACACUAUGAACACUAGUAAUAUCGACAAAAGUGCUGACGGUGAUAAAACGACAAGUUUAAGUCCGGCCGUAGUUAUGCAAAGUGAAUUUACCUCCACUAGCACCCAAGGACAACCUCCUAUUAUAAAUGUGUGUCCAGUUGGUGAAUCCGAAGAUGAUCCCACUGAUCUGGAAGCUGACGAAGCAGCCUUUGCCAAAGAAUCUCCUGCAAAUGAGCCUGGAGCCGAGCAUCGCAUCCAGAAACAAUCCCGCCUUUCCUUAGGCUUGGGCGACUCACAGGACGAUAAUGUUCCACAAGAAGAGCUUUCUCCCACCACCGAAGAGUACCAGGAAGCUCGGUUCGGAGAAAAUAUUGACGAGUAUUCAUACACAAUUGAAGACGUCGAAGCCAACCUGACGCCUGGAUGUGUUGCACCCGCACCAACGCCUGCUCCUUCAUUAGCACCGCUGGCUGAAAUUGAACCCGACCAGGUUGAUGAAGAACCCGAAUCGAUGGAACCGAUUAAGUCGGAAGCGGAAGAGCCAAAGAAACGGCGCAAGAAACGGGAUUCGAACGCAAAGAAGUUGGAUGUUACUAAGGAAGAAGAUGGCGGAGGAGGAGGAAUGGCGACACAAUCUAAGGAAGGUGAGACCGACCGUAAUACUGUUUGUCCAUGGGAAGACGAGUAAGUUUUUCAAAGAAAUUUAACUACAGCGUCGGAUGGAACUUUCGUCAAAACUUAUGCAACGCUUGGUUAUCUAUAAAACAAUGGUGAUAUAUGUAAAUGAAAACUAAAACAUUUAAGAAAAACAAAAAUUAAAAUUCUUGAAAGAAACUAAACAGACUAAAACCAUUUGAACACAUAAAAUACUUCUCCUGUGUGACAAAAGGAACUGUUAUUUAAUUUAAAUUAAUUCUAAUAUUUAAGGAGUAAAGCGAUAAUGUGAGCGAAAAAUGGGAAAAAUCAAAAUAAAAAAAUGAUAAUAAAUUAUGAAAAUUACACGCACGAACAAAGGGUAUCGUUAGACAUUUACGAAAUGACCUCCCGCUAUGAAAAAGAAAAUUCAAAAGAGAAAAAUUAAAGAUUAAAUUUAACUUUAAAUACUUCAUCUACUACUACUACUGCUGUACUUGCUUACUGUUGAAGUAAAAUGAAAAUUUAAAGAAUCCUAGAAAUGAUGAAUAAUAGAAAAUACUUCAAUGUGGGUGGAAGGCAAAACUAGAUUUGAAUUAGAAAACUUAAAGAUGCAAGAAGUGAUAAUGAUUUGGAACUGUUGGAAAGUAAGAUGAUAAGAGCCUUUUUUAAUGGGAAAUUUAAAAGUAAUUUGGAACGUUUAGGAUCUGUAAUUGCUGAAAAUUAUAUAUGUUAAAGGGAAACAUGAAAGAUAAAGAUGACUUUUCGGAUCUAUUUCCUUAUUGAAGCCAAACCAAAUCCAACAGGAUAACAACAAUUCUAUAUGGAGUAUUUCCCUCAGAGUGUCCUCAAAUUUCAAUCUUGGACAUAUCCUAACACACUUCGAAGUUUAGUGUCUAUUUUAUACUGACCAAUGUCCAGCGUAUUACCAUUUACGACUAUUGGUUGAACAAAUGUCACCAACAAAGCUUGGUAGUACAGUUCCUCAAAACUAUUUGAUAUGCUAAAGUUUCACAUUCUAUUUGUUCGAUAUUUUGCUUCGGCAGCAUAGACAGUUUCGAUGUUGAUGGAAAAUAUUUAAGUAUAAUAGUUCUCCACUCGAAACAACUAAACAGGAGUCAUUCUACUGACAGUUUGAUAUAUAAAUAGUCACGUAUGGCACAACGGUAUGAUCGCCCUUCUCGAGUAUGCAGGAACGGCACUCCCCAACGGGUUCAUCGGAGACUGAUAAUUAAUGACGUCAUUCUUCAAAUUCCUGCACGACUUCUCGAUACACGUACACUUUUCCCCAAUAUUCGCCAAUAAAUAACCCCACCAACUUAUUGGCCAUCCUGGGAUAUUAAAUUCAACAAUAAGGAGUGGAAUUAUCCUCCCUCUUCCCAUUAGUAUGACCUAUCUACUGCCCACUCUGACUUUUAAUCGACGUUUCCACGGACAUGUGCUUAGAUGCCGGCUUAGUACUUCGUUCGACAUUGUUUCACACCAAAUUAUUGUACUCGAACGACAUAUUACAGGCAAGGGUUGAUUGCGCUUGGAAUCCAAAAAGAGUUCUAUGUUACAGAGUUAUAUGUCCAGGAUGGAAAUUUGGAUUGGAUGUAGCCAAAGUGUUAAUUCAUCUUCUUCCAAAAAAAGGAUAGACGGUUAUGCUACUGGAAAGGUAUGUCUCCUGGUAUCUUCCAAAAGAUGAUUCAGCAGAUUCUUCCAGGAUUUUGCACUUCAGAAGGUCAUGCCAUGGAAAAGCUAGUCGUGUUAUUUAAAUGUCAUAUUGAAUGUUGGAUAAAAAUUUCAAAGCUUUUCACAGUCACUUUGGUGUUUUCUGGUCUAACAAAAGAUAAUUUAGCGUAAGUAAUGCAAAUCUGAAUUUUUGUUAGACAAAUUACUUGGUUGUCUGUCCGCCUGGCUUAGAGAAAGAAUUUUUUGGCAUCACUCACAUGGAACGUUAUGGAUUAGCAUUCAGUUAGUUCCGGAUAACUGAGUGAUAUCCGGAUAGCUGAGUGGUUAGAGCGCUAGGCUGUCGUAAGGAAGGUCGCGGUUCAAAUCUCACUGGUGACAGUGGAAUUUGUAUCGUGAUUUGACGUCG